AUGGCGAAAUCAAAGUAUGAAUAUGUAAAAAAAUUUGAAAAAAAUGAUUCUCUCCUUCCGAAUACAUGGCUGGUGAUUCGUGUAGACGGUCGAGGCUUUCACAAAUUUUCAGAUAGACAUGGAUUUGUAAAGCCAAAUGACCAAAAAGCUUUGGAACUUAUGAAUAAAUGUGCAGAGAAUGUCAUGAAUGAAAUUGAUGAUAUCGUCUUGGCAUACGGUCAAAGUGACGAAUAUAGAAAGAUUGUUUCCACUAUCGUUAGCCUGUUCUCAUCGAAUUAUGUAUUUCAUUGGAAUAAGUAUUUUCCCGACAAGGAAUUAUUAUAUCCUCCUUCAUUCGAUGGCCGUGUAGUCCAAUAUCCUGGCGAUAAUAAUUUAAGAGACUAUCUAAGCUGGCGACAAGCUGAUUGUACGUCAAGUUUUUUUAUCUGCUAA
Molecule: messenger RNA, 432 nt
Organism: Cetraspora pellucida
Lineage: Eukaryota; Fungi; Glomeromycota; Glomeromycetes; Diversisporales; Gigasporaceae
Source: the annotation of a GenBank genome assembly